Ctenopharyngodon idella (grass carp) is the source of this 1829-nucleotide messenger RNA. RefSeq names its product ecto-ADP-ribosyltransferase 5-like. Lineage: Eukaryota; Metazoa; Chordata; Actinopteri; Cypriniformes; Xenocyprididae. The record is from RefSeq and is a predicted model, not a curated record. Gene Ontology annotation, molecular function: NAD+ poly-ADP-ribosyltransferase activity; NAD+-protein-arginine ADP-ribosyltransferase activity. The transcript has 2 exons. The coding region runs from base 622 to 1464 and encodes 280 amino acids.
GUAAACGGCAUGUGUGACUUACAUAUGUGUGAAGAUACUAUUGACGUGGAGGCAUAUAUUGGGAAUUUACAGAGACAUAUGCUGCCAUCAAGAUAAAAUCUUUCUUGGGAAGUCCAUGGUAAUUAUUCUGCAUGGUUUGACAGACACAUGUGGAUGUGACUGACUGGACAGCAGAUCUGUCUCCUAUUGAAAAUGUAUGGCCCUUCGUGAAAAGGAGAAUCAGACAACGACGGCUAUGGACUGAUGAGCAGCUGAAGUCUUCUAUCAAGUAAGUUUAGGCAAAAAUUUUGCUUGCAAUUACCAUCCCCAAUUCCAAAACAGUUAAAAAGUGCAGUUAAAAAGAAAGAAGGUCAAAAAUGACUGGUAUUGCUGUCUUUGGGAGGAUUAUUUGGUCCUCACAACACAGGACCACACACACACACACACACACACACACUAUAGGAUAAUUUGAAAAAGCCAACUUCCUCAUGCCUUGGCUUAAUUAUUGCCAUUUGGCAAUGAGCGACUGCCUUUACUGAUCUCUCGUCAUUGCUCCUGAAAAUAACAAGGUAAAUUUGGAGGUAAAGUAAAAGACUCUAAUAGUAAACAUACAGUACUCCUGAGGGGUUUGACUGAACCAAGAUGCUGCUGAUCGUUGAAGCUCUUCUUCUCAUUUUAUCUGCUCCAGGACAGGAUCACAGAGCUGCUGUUGAAGGACAGAUAUAUCCACUGGAUAUGGCACCGAAUUCUGUUGAUGAUCAAUAUAAGGGAUGUACAGAGAAAAUGGCAAAUCUGGUGAAGACAAAGUAUCUAGAGAAGGAACUGUCUUACUCGCCUGAAUAUCAAAAAGCUUGGAAAUUGGGUGAAAAGAAUGCCACGGCACCAGGAGACAGCUUGACAAAGAAUCAUUCAGUCGCCAUUUAUGUGUACACUAACUCAGCUUUUAAUGUAUAUGCUGAUUUUAAUAAUGCCGUUCGCAAUGGUAAACAAAACUACACAGACAAGACCUUCAUGUGGCAUUCACUUCACUUUCUGUUAACAGACGCGAUACAGAUUCUAAAUAAAACACAAAACAAAUGCUAUUCAACCUAUCGAGGAACAAGUGUCCAAUUUAAUCGAAAUGUUCUGAACUCAACGAUUCGUUUCGGCUCAUUUGCAUCCUCUACUCUUGAUCGUACAACAGCAGAAGGUUUUGGAAAUGUUUCUUGUUUUGAAAUCAAAACUUGUGAAGGUGCGAAUCUGACACAAUACUCUAGGUUUCCUGAGGAGGAAGAGGUGCUGAUUCCUCCGUACGAGACGUUUAAUGUCACUGCCGUCAAGACAAGAGAAAAUCACAGUGAUCUCUGGUGUGAGACUGUGUUUGUGUUGAACAGCACUGGAACAAGAAGUGACCUGAACUGUGCAUUAUGUGACGGUGGAAACCGGGUUGCUUUUGUUAACGUUUUACUAACAUUAACUUUACUUUGCAAAGUGCUAACCAGUUAACCUGUAGAUAUACUGCAUGUAUCUCAUUGAUAUUAAAUAAAUAUUGUUAUUGAAAUGCAUGUAAUGCUUAACUGAAUAAGAUGGGGACAGUGUUAUAGUGUUCAAUGAGAUAAAAGAAGCUAUUUUAUUAUCUUUCGAUCUUAUCAAUUUAUUUAAAUGCACUAUUUUGUAUGUUUUUAAUUUCACGUGACUGGCACCAAGUGAUCUUGUUAUAUAAACAUGUAUAUUUGUGAAAUGUUUCAACACGCUCUAUAGGCCAUAAAUACAUGUAACAUGACUAUAUGACAGCUUUUGACUUGAUUCUGAUCUAAUAAUAAAGAACAAACUAAAAUAUUGUAUCAAUAAAAGCUAUUUAUUAAUUAAAA